ACUACUCACAACAACAGCAGUCCAAGCAGAAGAGCAGGGCCAGCAAACAGCCAGCGACUGCAAAAAGAGGACGCGAGUCGCUGCGACGACAGGAGAUACGAGAUAAAGCCCCGCACGGUUCAAGCAGAAACAGCCAGUGCUCGCAGGUUUCUCAAGGACAGCAGCAGCAGUGGGCGCGAACCGCUUCGUUCUGAGGCAGUCUAUACGCGCCCUCCCCACGAGGUGGUAGGCUGCGGAAAAGAGAGAAACACAUCGCCGGCUGCUGCUUCCUGGACACAUCUACAUCACGUCGACAUAUAUCUAGCUGAAUCAAGACCCACGGACUACACGUCUCUAUCACCAUGGACGAGGUAUUGAUAGAGGCACCUCAUGUCGUACAGACGAUGGAAGCGAUUCUCUCGAGCGAGAAUUAUGUCUACGAGAGUCAAGAGAUGGACAACAUGACCCUGCUCAGGGCGCGUUUCCGAGAGAGGUACACCAUCACCUUCUCCUGCACGCAGGAGAACUCGGUUCGCAGCACACUGAGGGCAAUCCUAGGCGACAAAAUCGAAACCCAGCGACAGCGGAGCGUGGCGGCGACGUACAUUGCCAAGGCCAACUUUCGUCUCAACGUUGGACAAUUUCGGAUUGAUCUGACGGACGGCGAGGUGGUCUUCCACUCCACUCAGCCGCUCAAGGGCAUGACUCUCGGGGAUUGCAUCCCCCUCCUCCAAUCUUGGUUCAAAGCUUUCAUGGCCACUUUUGCCGUCUAUCGCCAUGGCAUGAAAGCCCUUAUCGAAGGACGGAGCAUUGAGGCCGCAGAGGGGGUCGUGGACCAAACGUUGUCCUCAAUACGCAGUGGAUCUAGCUCCUCGCCUUCAGAAGCGCCGACGGCGAAGAUAACGUCGUCAUUCGUCACGCAGGCGAUGGAGGACAUCUUCAAGGGAAGGGACUACGUCUACGAAGUGAUGCAGUCCGACUCCUCCGUCACCACGCUGAAAGCGAAGUUCACGGGAGGGUACACGGUACGGUUCAUGUGCAAACCUGGAAACAACAUUCGCAGCACUAUGCUCGCAGUACUCGACGACAAGGUCGGCGACGAGCGGCAGCGGAGCGUCGUCGCGACGUACUUUGCCCAGGUUAACUUUAGUCUCAACAACGGAAAGUUCGAGCUCGACAUGCGUGACGGCGAGGUGAUGUACAACUGCACCCUGCCUCUUGAGGGAAUGACGCAAUCAGACUGCGCUCAUCUUCUUCGAUCAUGGUUCUCGGUGUUCAUGGCGACUUUCUACGUCUUCAUGCCCUCACUGAAACUCAUCAUCGGGGGAGGGAGCAUCGAAGACGCGAACGCGGCAAAAGCCAGGUUGUUGGAAGAGGAACGCGGCGGCGGUAGCUCUCGUCGCCCGGCACCCGAACCCGAACCGGUCUCGUCGUCGUCGUCUUCUUCAACGACGACGACGACGACGACGUCGUCUGCUCCGGUUCCCCAACCUCCGCCGGUGCAACCUUCACGGGCCGUCGAGAACUCUGUCGCCGCCAGGGCAUUUAAGGACCUGCUGCUCGAACGCGGGGACUGCAGCUCGCUGGAAUCGGACGUUGAGGGUGCCUCGCACGUGGUGCAGGGCGUGUACGACUACAAGGGUACUACGGCCGUGAUCUGGGCCUGCGACAAGACGGACGAGAAGAUACUGGAGGUCCGGGUCUUCAUGGUGGAUGCCGUUCCCCCGCACCGAGUGGAACCGCUGUCACGACUCAUCGAAAAAGUGAACACCAACAGCGCCGUCGGGGGCUUCAAGCUCGACAAGGAGAACGGACGGCUGUACUACGGGUACAGCGUUCCGUACGGUGGUCUAACGGAUGGCCAGCUCACGGUCCUCGUCAGGGGAAAGUCCCUCCAGCUUUGCCUUGGGACCCACCUGGAAUUCCUCCCGUCGAUUAAAGCCGUCAUCCACGACAGCGCUCCCGUCCCCUCCUCCGUCGACAUGCUCCGGUCUACGUACCACACGACGAGGGACAACCCGCAGUCUGACUUUCACAAGAACGAGCUGGUGCCGACGGGACGGCACGAAGGCCCUUCGGCUGCCACCAUGCCGGGCGUGAAUCGCCCCCGACCGCCGCCACCCGCCUACGGGUUCGGGACGGCCCCGAGUUCGCGGGACAUCAAGGACGCGGCGGGGGCGAUGCCGCGCGUGCCACAGCUGGCGGUCGAAGACCUGGACUUUCAGGACGAGGCGGGCAGGGGUGGCAUGGGGUUCGUGAGGAAGGCGGUGUACCGGAAGGGCGCCGAGGUGGCGGUGAAAGAACUCCUGCCAAGCCUGGCGAAGGACGACUACGACCUGUUCGUGAGAGAGAUGCGGGUACACUUCAGCAUCCCGUCGUUCCCACACAUCGUGCCCAUGGUGGGAGUCACUCAAAGGAGCAAGUCCGACCGCGCGCUGCGGCUUGUGACGGACUGGUGUAACGGCGGUUCCCUGCAGACCCUGCUCAACGACGCGUUUGGUGGAGACGAAAUGGAGGUUAUCACCUACGGUGACGCGUUGAAGUAUGCUCGCCACAUCGCCGCGGGGGUUGACCACCUUCACCGCCACAAGCUCCUUCACCUCGACCUCAAGCCAGGCAAUGUCAUGCUCGACAGAGCCGGCGGCGGGGGCAAAGCGAAGCUGACGGACUUCGGCCUGGCCAAGAUCAUCUCGAACGGUACCCAAACAUCCAACCGCAUGCUAGGCGGAACAUUCGGUUUCAUGGCGCCUGAGGUCAUCGAGCCGGGAAAGUUCACGAAGGAAUGGAGGAGCGGCCCUCACACCGACGUCUUCGCGUUGGGCGUCACCGUCUUCCUGCUGUUCACCGGCUACCACCGCCCCUACAAGCCCGAUGUUUCGGGGCAUGCUAUCAACCAGGAGGUGUGCCGGGGUCUCCGCCCCGAAUUUCCCGCCGGAUUUUCCUGGCCUGGAGGAAGCCGCGUAACUGAGCGGGUCCAGAACCUCAUCCAGGGGUGCUGGGCGAACGAUCCGGAGAAGCGUCCAGCGGUGGACUACAUUCUCAACACCCUCUACCAGAUAGAAUCCAUGGUCAAGGACGCCGACGGCAUGGAGCGAGCAAUCUCUCCGCAGACCUUGCCAAUCGUUUCCUCCUUCAGGUUGUGAUACGAGCAGGACCGUGGCAUGGCUGCUACUAUUUGUAACGUACGCAAUGCGUGACACAACGAGCAGCACGCGAAAAGCUAUGAAAAACCUGGAUUGAUUGAUCAGGUCGUUAGUCCGCUCAUCUGCCGCAUGGCAUUCGGCAUGACCAUACAGUGGUCCUAUUUCCCGCUCGCUGGCCAUCUACAUGUGAAGUCUGGCGCGGCAGCGAGGCGUUUUUUUUUUCCCUCUGCGUUUCGUAUAUCACCAUCGUAUAGUAAGCGCCAUUGAAAGCGUUAGGUUUCACGGGAGAACGGGAGCCCUACGCAUAAGCGAGUGGCACUACUGACCUAAUUCAAGGGCAUGUUGUCCCUGCCGUGACUUUGGAUAUUAGGGGAGAUUCCGAGGUACCGAGGUUGAGAUUUUCUUUGCGUGAACACGUUAGUAAGUAGCAGGCUCUUUGCCAGAUAGAGCUGGGGUUGGGCCUCCAGCCUCGACAUGAUGUGCUGAUUUUGGUUGACUUGUACGGCGUCCAGGGUAGUACGUACGGCGAUGUGCAGGAUAGUGAUACACGGGUAUGAUUGUGCCGCUACCACCGCGAUGAUGAUGUUGAUGAUUAUGAUAUGCUCCUCCGUUGUGGGCAGACUUUCUUGGACUUGAUGUGUAGGCUUGCGUCUUCCUCUUCGGUACUGAACGAAGCAUGCUACUACCCAGGAUGCCUGACAGCGACAUACAUGGUCAGCCCCCCCAGAUGCAUGAUCGUAUGUCGAAUGAGUGUUGCUGCGUAUCUUGCCGCCCCCACCCCCCUGCAUAUCCCCCCCAUAUACGUAAAAGCUGAAGUAGGAUAGAAGCUCAGCAGUGUGAGGUGGUACGAGUAGCAGAGAAGCGACAGUGCGAGUGAGGAGGGCAAAGGCGUGAGCAGGAAGACUUCGUAUCGAGCUUCGUUUGCGAUAAACCGCUCUGUGUUCACCCAUCUAUACCAUAUGCUGUUCCCUUCAAUACAUGAAUACAUAUUGUUCCUUCCUCCCUAUGUUGUUUAUGGCCUGCUUUUUUUCCCUGUUCUUCUCCUUGGUUCGUUACGGUAUUACCUGUUCUCGUAUCCCCUCCUAUUUCUCUGACUGUCGUGGUUGUCGUGUUGUCUACUUUCUGGAUCUGUUCGGGCUUCUUGCGUAUACUUUCAAGUAUUUGUUUUGUGUUUUCUCGACUUGUUCUUUCGAGCCGCCAGUAUUUCCGCGUUUUUUGCAAGUUUAGGCCACCACCAAAGAUAUCACCCCCUGGUGGGCGGUACGCCUGCUUUCUGUAUGCACUGUACAAGGCCUUCCGAUUGCUGUUUUUUGCUAUUUUUCCUCAGCACCACGAAUAUUGGCCUGGUUUGUGACCGACCAAGGGCUAGAUUCUGGCAACGAGCUAUUGUGAUAAUCAACAGAAACAACAACGGUACAAAACGAAGGCAGGAUUGGUUUUCAAGACCCCCUCUGUCGUCGCUGGACAUGCAACAUGUCGGGGUUGUCUUGACCGUACUUGCUUUGCGCAGGGCCUGUUUUUUUUUCUUCUUUUUCAUGCGUGGGUUUUCCCCCCCCAUCUGACCAGUGCCGUAUUCUCGGAGCACUGCUGUUUCACACGAGAGGGUGUAAUCGUUCACGGUAGUUUAGCAGAAUCGCGUCGCCUUCAAGACGAAUAUAACCGACGGAUAAGUGGAGGUGCUACAAGAGCGGGACAAGGAGAUAACGGAGUUCUUAGAGAAGUUCGACCAGACCAAGCAGGAGGCCCUCG
Molecule: messenger RNA, 4871 nt
Organism: Ectocarpus sp. CCAP 1310/34
Lineage: Eukaryota; Phaeophyceae; Ectocarpales; Ectocarpaceae
Source: the annotation of a GenBank genome assembly